Sabethes cyaneus is the source of this 1350-nucleotide messenger RNA. Its product is annotated as muscle-specific homeobox protein tinman. Gene Ontology annotation, biological process: cell differentiation; regulation of transcription by RNA polymerase II. Gene Ontology annotation, cellular component: nucleus. The record is from RefSeq and is a predicted model, not a curated record. Bases 1 to 1350 code for a protein of 449 amino acids. Lineage: Eukaryota; Metazoa; Arthropoda; Insecta; Diptera; Culicidae. The transcript is spliced from 3 exons. Gene Ontology annotation, molecular function: DNA-binding transcription factor activity, RNA polymerase II-specific; RNA polymerase II cis-regulatory region sequence-specific DNA binding.
AUGUUGCAGCAAGGCUACUAUGAUGUAGUACAGGCCCACUCGGAAGUGUCAUCCGGUAGUGAGUCGAACAAUAAUACACCCUUCUCGGUAAAGGAUAUUCUUAAUCUGGUCGAUCAGAACGCGGCCGCUGCUGCCGCUGCAGCCGCUGGGGAAGUGGAUUACCUUGGAUGCGCAAUGGACAGCUCACCAAACACAUCACACCUCGGACUGACCUACAAUGGUUACGACAACGGCUACUCGAGCCACGGUGAUCCCUAUCAAAUGAUCCCUCAUGGCUACAUCCCUGCAUCGCAUCACCACCACGAGUACUCCAGUUACAGUCCAUCACCUACCGCUUGCUACGAUUACAACACAAUUCCCACUGUAACGGCAGCCACGUCGGCCAUAGCAGCACCUCCUCCGCCUCCUCACUAUCAUCACCACCCGUUGCCAUCGUACAACUCCUAUCAUCACCACCAUCAUCACCAUCUGUCGCCUCCUUUGAUGGGUGGAGCAUCCAGCAAUGGCAGCAGCGCCCAUACGGAUUUGGAAAUGUCUCUCGGAGUGAUCAGCGAAACAAAGGAAUGCUCCUUUCAGAUACAGGAUGUGCGAUCCACAAAUCCGGCGGCGAUCGACAUGAACGGUAUGAAUACCGAAGGUCCACUCAGUUCCCCACUAGAAGACGCAUCCUGUCAGGUACCAUCGACUCCGGGACGCAAACUUAAGGACGAACCGAACUUUGCCACCACACCAAACAGUUCUAAUCGAGUAACUUCCGAACAUGUACAAGAACUGGAUAGUUUGUGUCAGAUGAACAAUAAUGAGGAAGAUCUAGUGCAAAAAGAAUGCAACUCCCAGCUUGUAACCUCAUCCCGCUGUGAACUACGCAAGAAUGGUAAACUGCGCGCGAAGCGAAAACCCCGCAUCUUGUUCUCGCAAGGACAGGUUCUGGAGCUGGAACGUCGCUUCCGGCAGCAGCGUUACCUUUCGGCACCGGAGCGUGAAACAUUAGCCACCGUGCUGAAGCUCACCCCGACGCAGGUGAAGAUCUGGUUUCAAAACCGUCGCUACAAAUCCAAGCGGAUACAAAUCGAAAACGCCACCGCGGCAAAGGAGGCUUCCACCGGAGCCAGCAAGGAUGGUGACCCAGCGAAGGGUUCCGCUGUCUUGGUGGAGUAUGGUGAUGAACCGGUAGGUAGCUAUCAAAGCGGGUUCGGAUCGCUUGGCCCGGUCGUAACGUCUGUGCCACAAUCGGCCGCGCCUCCGCCACCUCCACCACCUUAUCCGGCAGCAUACGGGAUUCAGUAUGCAAACGGCGAAUCCUACGGAGCAUCUUCAAAUCCAUACUAUGACCAGAAGGGGUACUGGUAG